Molecule: messenger RNA, 1080 nt
Organism: Paracoccidioides brasiliensis Pb18
Exons: 5
Coding region: 1-1080 (359 amino acids)
Biological process (GO): G protein-coupled receptor signaling pathway
Cellular component (GO): heterotrimeric G-protein complex
Molecular function (GO): G-protein beta/gamma-subunit complex binding; GTPase activity; G protein-coupled receptor binding
Source: RefSeq, a predicted model, not a curated record
AUGGGUUGCGCAAGUUCUCAACCAGUGGAUCCGACGGAUAAGAUUGCAGCUAGACACACAGCUGCGAUCGACAAGAUGAUCCGUAUGGACAAGAAGGUUCAGGAUCGAACGGUGAAGAUUCUUUUGCUUGGUGCUGGAGAGUCUGGAAAAUCAACAAUAAUUAAACAAAUGCGAAUUAUCCAUGCGGGUGGCUUCCCCGAAGACGAACGAUACCAAAACCGCGCGGUCAUCUACUCCAACAUGGUUGUUGCAUUCAAGAUUCUCCUCGAUAUUAUGCAGACGGAAAAUAUUGAAUUUGAGUUUGAAAAGACAAAGCCACUAGCCAAGCUAUUAGACCAGACAGAGCCGGACGUGGACACAAACGAAGCUUUUAGUGAUCUCGCCGUCAAAGAUGCAAUGAGUGGAAUGUGGCUAGAUAGGGGCGUACAGAAAGCUGUUUUACGAGGACACGAAUUUGCACUUCAUGAUAAUCUUCAGUACUAUUUCAAAUCUCUCAACCGCGUCUUUACCCCUGGGUGGUUACCCAACAAUCAAGACAUGCUUCAUUCCCGACUUCGUACCACAGGCAUCACAGAAACCUUAUUUGAAUUGGGACAAAUAAAUUUCCGAAUGAUGGACGUUGGCGGGCAACGAUCGGAGCGUAAGAAGUGGAUUCAUUGUUUCGAGGGGGUGCAGUGUCUUCUAUUUAUGGUUGCUCUGUCAGGUUAUGAUCAAUGCCUUGUUGAGGAUCAAAAUGCAAAUCAAAUGCAUGAAGCCAUGAUGCUAUUCGAAUCUCUGGUAAACGGGGAGUGGUUCAAACGGAAACCGGUGAUUCUAUUUCUCAAUAAAAUCGACCUCUUCAAGGAUAAGGUCUCUAUAUCCCCAGUGUCUAAAUUCUUCCCGGAUUACCAUGGCGCAGACGGCGAUUAUGAUGCGGCUGCUAAGUAUUUCUCUGACCGAUUUCGCGGCAUCACCCGCGUCCCUGAACGGGAGAUCUACAUCCACUACACAAAUGCUACUGAUACCACCCUAUUAAAGGCCACGAUGGAUUCAGUGCAGGACAUGAUUAUCCAGAAGAACCUCAACAACCUGAUUCUGUAG